This is a messenger RNA of Linum trigynum, 1148 nucleotides long. Lineage: Eukaryota; Viridiplantae; Streptophyta; Magnoliopsida; Malpighiales; Linaceae. The record is from the annotation of a GenBank genome assembly.
GCAAAUACAAAUGAUCACCAGCCCGAGCACUUUUUACUGUUUUAUCGUGCUGAACUUGAUAAGCCUUGGUGGAACCAGGUAAAAAUAUAAAAUUUCAUCAAUUUCAAUUUUUUAGGUGGAGUGGAUAUAAUUUGUACUAAUUCCAUGAACUAUAAUGAUUGUAGGCGGUAUGGGAUCCAUAUCCGCCGGAAGUGGUUGAGUUGCAUCGUCUUAGACAUCCCGAGGAUGAAGAGACAUUGUUGUGCAAGGUGCCCUUAAUUUGCUGGCACAUGGUGGAAUGGCACAUGCUCGAUCGAGCGGAAGACAUCUUUUUUGGUGAGGCUUUUCAACAACCUGCUCUCUUGUACCCGAGAUCAAAGGAGGGAUGUCGUAUUAUACCCUCUAAUGCCUGCUCCGGCCCGACCUUCAUUCCGUGAUGAUGAGAGGAUCGUGCCCCCACAAGAGCCCCCGCGGAGGAGCAGAAGAAGGGUGAGAGCCAACAUUGAAGAGCUUCAUCCGACUCAACAAACUCAACUUCCUGAAAAAUGGCCACAUUGUGAGUGGGCAACUAGUACUGAGGGAACCAGAGGGUCGUCAAGCUAUAUCCCGACUCAGGAACAUGACAUGUUCUACCAUCAGCAACAAACUCCGAUGAACUAUCAGACCCCGCAACAACAACAUACAACAUCGACUUUCUACCACGCUUCUGGUUCAUCUCAGCAAAUUCCACCACCACCACCACCUGUGUACACUCUGGUGGGGGUCGGAUUAAGAGGAAUCCGCGAGCAGUUGUCCAGCGGGCUCGCGAAGAAGGAGGAGGUAUGGAAGGCGGCGGAAGAAAGGGUCGAGGACGUCGUGGAGGAAGAGGUAGAGAAGGGGAAGUGGAAGGAAAUGAAGACAACCAGUGAAAUGUCCAUGUUUAGUUAUGUCUUGUGUUGUUUUUCAUGAACUAUCUAUGUCGUCUUAAUUUAGUUUGGUCUUGUGUUGUUUUCCAUGAACUAUCUAUGUCGUCUUAAUUUAGUUUAGUCUUGUGUUGUUUUCCAUGAACUAUCUAUGUCGUCUUAAUUUAGUUUGGUCUUAUUUUGUAUUUUACCACCCAUGUUGUACCAAGAUAAACAACAUCCAUCAUCAUUACAAUCACUCAACAAGAUUAAAAUAAGAAGUCCAAC